Molecule: messenger RNA, 336 nt
Organism: Bipolaris zeicola 26-R-13
Lineage: Eukaryota; Fungi; Ascomycota; Dothideomycetes; Pleosporales; Pleosporaceae
Exons: 3
Coding region: 1-336 (111 amino acids)
Source: RefSeq, a predicted model, not a curated record
AUGGUCAGUUGUAUGCCUGCUGCAGGGAUGCAGAAGAGCCUCAAUACAAGGAUUGGCUACGGAUUAGACCGUGGAUUACCGAGUACGCGAGCGUGUCAUCUCAGUGCAUUCACAACAUUGUCUAGAGUGCUGGCCACCCCACACGCAAUACGCGCCAAGUCCUUGGCCGUCACAGUCUUUGUUCACUACGGAUGCCCGAUGCACGUUGUACAAGGUCAAUCAAAAGCACUCUAUCCCCGUGAAAUUUCACAGCUAGGAACUGCUAUGAUCGCCGUCCAGGUCCUGCUGUUGAGUAAACACCCACAAACCAGGUCAUCCAGACAAUGGUCUGGCUAA